UUUGUUUUAUUAUGAUUCAACUCGUGUCAGCCAAUGUGGUAAACGAAACCAUUUUUGAUGUUAUUAUUCUAGUCUCUGAUGGAGUUAAAUCGUUGUCUUUGUUGGAAGAUAAAUACAAUGAAGUACGCUUAGCUGUAGAAAACUUUUCUAAGAUUUGUUGUUCAUUAGAUGACGGAAAUGAUUGGCUUAUUCCAACAGAAAAGAUUCCAGCAAAACGCCUAAUUUAUUCAAGUACAGGCUCUAUUCAUGGAGAUUUUGAUGAUGUUAGGAAAUAUAUAAAAGCUGGGAUUGCAGCGGGAAAAAGAUUUUUAAUGACUGGCGCUCGUUCCCCACUUCUAAUAACUUUACCUACUGAACGUUUUCCAGCAGCCCAAAUAUGUUCUGCUAUUGGUUUUCUCCAUUCAUUAUAUACACCUCUUCUAAAUCGAGAAAAAAUUGAAAAUUUUGUUGAAAAGGCUGAUUUAAUUGGAAUUUUGGAAUUAAAAACAAAAUGCCAAAAAAUUAAAAAUUUUGUACCGCAUGGGUCUUUGGAUGAUUUUUUACAAGGAAUUCAAAGCUCUUUUAAUUUGUGUAGAGAUAUUGGAGAUGGGGAUCCUCAAAGAAUGUCACCUUCCCGUGUUGUUGAAUACAUUUUAAAUGAAUUUAAAGAUUCUUCAAUUAAAAUAAAUAUUGUUGAAAAUAAAGAUCAAAUUUUGAAAAAUUAUCCUUUAAUGGCUGCCGUCUCUAGAAGUGCUAAUAAUAUUGAAGAACAUCGAGCCCGAUUAAUUUGGUUAGAAUAUAUUGGAGAAGGAGAAAUUACUGAAACUUUGUUUAUUGUUGGAAAAGGGGUGACAAUUGAUACAGGCGGGGCAAAUUUAAAAGUGGGUACUUCAAUGUAUGGAAUGUCUCGUGAUAAAUAUGGAAGUGCUGUUUUGGCAGGUUUUUUCCGUGCUUUGGAUAUUUUAAAACCUACAGGAAUUAAAGUAGUUGGAUGUAUGUGUAUGUGUAGAAAUAGUAUUGGUUCUAAUUCUUUUACAACUGAUGAAAUUAUAACUGCAAGAAGUGGAAAAACAAUACAAAUUACUAAUACAGAUGCAGAAGGAAGAUUGGCUAUGGCUGACGCUUUGGCAGAAAUGAAAGAACUUGCUCUAAAAGCUCGUAAUCCCCAUCUAAUGACUAUUGCAACAUUAACGGGCCAUGUAGUUCUAAGUUACGGACAUUGUUCAGCUGCUAUGGACAAUGGACCCGCUAGAGCUGUAAAUUAUGCUGAACAGCUUAAACAAACAGGAGAUGUAUUUGGACAGCCAGUAGAAGUUUCUAGACUUUUUAGUGAGGACUUUUCUUUCCACUCUUCAGAUGUCCAAACAGCUCAACUUAAACAAUCGGACAUUGGACCUUCUGUCCAAACACUUCGUGGACAUCAAGGCCCAGCAGCUUUUUUAAUUUGUGCUUCUGGUCUUUCUGAAUGUGGUUUAGACUCUGCCCACCCAAUUAAAUAUACACAUUUGGAUAUUGGACUUGUUAUGGGUGCUUAUCCACAAUGUUCGCUUCCAUCGCCUUUGCUUACCCUUAUUGCACAGUUUGUUUUUUUAGAAAAAAUAUUUUGGGAGAAAAAUUUCUUUUCAAGUCAUAUUCUACCAAAAACUAAAUUUCAAGAAUGGGAAGUCAAAAUUAUUUCUUAA
Meloidogyne enterolobii is the source of this 1661-nucleotide messenger RNA. NCBI's taxonomy places the organism in Eukaryota, Metazoa, Nematoda, Chromadorea, Rhabditida, Meloidogynidae. The record is from the annotation of a GenBank genome assembly.